Molecule: messenger RNA, 1512 nt
Organism: Magallana angulata
Lineage: Eukaryota; Metazoa; Mollusca; Bivalvia; Ostreida; Ostreidae
Exons: 4
Coding region: 82-828 (248 amino acids)
Biological process (GO): peptidyl-L-cysteine S-palmitoylation; protein targeting to membrane
Cellular component (GO): endoplasmic reticulum; Golgi apparatus
Molecular function (GO): protein-cysteine S-palmitoyltransferase activity
Source: RefSeq, a predicted model, not a curated record
UAAUUAAUACAAUGUUGUUUUACAAAUUCUUUUCAUUUCAUGAUUUGUUGAAUUCUACACAAUUUCAGAUGGCCAGAUCCUAUGUUUGCUGGGACAUUCUUUGCUGGAUUGCUCCAUACAGCCAUCUUGCAGAUAUUUUAUCUGAUACCAAAUUACAAUGAGUAUCCAGUUUUCAUUGUCAUGGCUACUCUCCUAGGACUGAAUCUAUUUUAUAUGUAUUACAAAAUCCUAAGAAGUGAUCCAGGAGCUGCUAAAGAAUCAGUACGAGAUCAAGAGAGCGGUAAAUGUAUGACACUUGUCGACUUGUGUGUUCCCCAAAGAAAGGUUGAUCUUUACUGUCCUGUCUGUGAGGUUGUCAGGGCUCCAAGAACAAAACACUGUAGACUGUGUGAACAGUGCUAUGAAAACAUGGACCACCACUGCCUUUUCCUCCUGAUCUGCUUGGCCAAAAAGAACCAUGCCCUCUUCUGCUGGUUCAUCAUCUGUUGUCUGGUUUCCAUGACACUAUUCCUGGUGCACUGUGCCUUGUACAUUUCUAGAGCCUACUCUGAUUUAACUUACAGCAACACCUUUUACACUAUGCUUUGGACAGACUGUUGGGUGCUGAGUUUGAUCGCCAUGAACGCCGCCUCCAUACUGUGGGGCGUGAACCUCCUGAGGUUCCAGUUCUCGGUGGUGUCCCGGGGAAUGACCACGGUGUUCAUGAGUAGAACCAAAACGGCCCUGACUCAACAGGAGAGAAUCGUCAACAUUCUAUACUUCCUGAUGGGAAGGGAGCCUUUUGCUGAGGAUCCGUUAAUUUGCUCACAAAACACACACACUGUCUGAGGGCAUUAUGUUUUUUUGAUCUGUUUUUACAAGCUUUGUCUUUAUUAUGUAAUGUAUGGUAUUGUACAUGUAUGUACUAGUAUAUUUUAUUGUAACCAUGAUCUUGUGUCAUGUAAACUGAGAUCUCUUCUGUAUGAUGUUGUUUGAUAAUAAGAUUAUUUCUCUCACUUUUCUGAUACCCCGGUAAUCUGAUUAUUACAAUCAACAACAAAUGGAUUACAAUCCAAAAGUGAGAAAUCUGCAGGUGUUUCAUAUCUUUUUUUUUUAUUUAAAGAAGCCUUUUGCUUUUAUAUGAAUUGGAUAAUAAUUAGAAAGCCCAUGCCAAUAAAUGCUAAUUUUACUUUAAAAUACAUUUGUACAACAAUAUACGGGUUUUGUAGUUAUUCACAAUCAUAUGGCCCUAUUUAUAAGGACAUUGCAUUUAAUUAGCAUAUUACCGGGUAACCCAUUUUAAGAAAGUGUAUUUCUCCAUUGGUUAUUAUAUACUUAUAGUAUGGUGCCUUUGUUGUUACGUUACCUGUCAAUCAAUUAUUUAAUGUAAAUUUUUAUUUUAGUUAUGAUAUUUAUUGUUAGAGUAAAUGUUUUUGUCCAAUAUCUACAUUGUAUGACACAAUCUUGUGUAAAAUUUCAGAAUUCCAGAUUUAAAAUUUUUUAUUAUUACAAUAAUAUAUUGUGCUUCAAAAA